UGUCAAGUGAAUUUAUUAUUUUGUAACAGCAAGUAUACAAUGAUUGUACACUAAAAUAGUUACAUUUGGUCAAUAGUUGUUAUUAGUUAGUGUUAUGGAAUGGCAGUGGCUCAAGGAUUGGUGGCGUUUGAAACGUUGGAGGAACAAGAAAACUAAGGAGCAAAGUGAUGAUGAGUUUUGUUAUUGUGAUGAGUGUUUACCAGAUGGCGAACUGGAUGUUUGCGAGUCUCUCGACCCCAACGGAGAUGGCGGAGGCAAGAAAGUCGUGGUCGGAGUCUGCGCUAUGGCCAAGAAGUCGCAGUCGAAACCCAUGAAGGAGAUCUUGACUCGGCUGGAUGAGUUUGAAUACAUAAAGAUGCUGGUCUUCCCUGAGGAGGUUAUACUUAAGAAGCCGGUGGAGGAAUGGCCGAUUUGCGAUUGUUUGAUAUCAUUUCAUUCCAAGGGCUUCCCGCUAGACAAGGCUAUAAACUACGAAAAAUUACGAAAGCCUUAUGUCAUAAAUAAUCUUCAUAUGCAGUAUGAUAUUCAGGAUCGCCGACGAGUAUAUGCUAUAUUAGAAAAUGAGGGUAUUGAGAUUCCACGGUAUGCUGUCUUAGACAGAGACUCUUCAGAUCCUAAACACCACGAGUUGGUGGAGUCAGAGGACCACGUGGAAGUGAACGGUGUGGUGUUCAACAAGCCGUUCGUGGAGAAGCCAGUGUCGGCCGAGGACCACAACAUAUACAUUUAUUACCCGACGUCCGCGGGAGGAGGCAGUCAACGACUCUUUAGGAAGAUUGGCAGUCGCAGUAGUAUAUAUUCACCGGAAUCUCGAGUAAGGAAGACUGGCUCCUUUAUAUAUGAAGACUUUAUGCCUACUGAUGGCACAGAUGUAAAAGUAUACACAGUGGGGCCGGACUACGCGCACGCGGAAGCUCGCAAGAGUCCGGCACUGGACGGAAAGGUGGAACGAGACUCGGAGGGCAAGGAGAUACGUUACCCUGUGAUACUCUCCAACCAGGAGAAACUCAUAUCUAGGAAGGUUUGCUUGGCGUUCAAGCAGACCGUUUGCGGCUUUGAUCUCUUGAGAGCGAACGGCAAGUCGUUUGUAUGCGACGUGAACGGCUUCUCAUUCGUCAAAAACUCGAACAAAUACUAUGACGACUGUGCGAAGAUUCUCGGUAACAUGAUUCUGCGGGAGCUAGCGCCCACGCUGCAUAUUCCGUGGUCCGUGCCCUUUCAGCUCGACGACCCACCCAUAGUGCCCACCACCUUCGGGAAAAUGAUGGAGCUCCGCUGUGUGGUGGGUAUCAUCAGGCACGGAGACAGGACGCCCAAGCAGAAGAUGAAAGUGGAAGUCAGACACCCCAGGUUCUUUGAAAUAUUUGAGAAGUACGAGGGUUUCAAGCGCGGUCACGUGAAGCUGAAGAAACCCAAGCAGCUACAGGAGAUCUUGGACAUCUCCCGCGCCCUGUUGGCCGACAUCCACACGCGCCACGCCGACCCUGAGAUCGAGGAGAAGCAGGGGAAGUUGGAGCAACUGAAGAGUGUGCUAGAAAUGUACGGGCACUUCUCCGGCAUCAACCGCAAGGUGCAGAUGAAGUACCAGCCGCGAGGGAGGCCGCGGGGCUCCUCCUCCGACGACGGUAACCCGCCUGCCACACCUGGCCACGUAGGGUGCCCGGCCGAACCUUCUCUGGUGUUGAUACUGAAGUGGGGUGGAGAGCUGACGCCGGCGGGCAGAAUACAGGCUGAGGAGCUGGGCAGAAUGUUCCGCUGUAUGUACCCAGGCGGGCAGGGCAGACACAUACCAGGUGAAGCUGGCACCCAAGGUCUAGGAUUACUUCGGCUCCACUCCACGUUUCGUCACGACCUGAAGAUAUACGCCUCUGAUGAGGGCCGGGUGCAGAUGACAGCAGCCGCAUUCGCGAAGGGGCUCUUAGCCUUGGAGGGAGAGCUGACUCCGAUCCUCGUGCAGAUGGUCAAGUCGGCGAACACUAACGGACUGUUGGAUAACGAUUGUGAUUCCUCGAAAGUGCAGAAUAUGGCCAAGGCGCGGCUCCACGAGGCGAUGCAAGCGGAGCGCCAGUUCACGGGCGAGGACCGCGCGCGCAUCAACCCGUGCGCCUCGCUCAGUAUCACGGCGGCAAUGGACUUCGUGAAGCACCCCGUACGCUGCUGCGCGCACGUGCACCAGCUCAUCCAGCAGCUCGUGAAGAUCGUACUCACCAAGAAGGACGACCCCAAGACCAAAGACACAAUUCUUUACCACGGCGAGUCGUGGGAGCUGAUGGGACGGCGCUGGGGCAAGAUCGAGAAAGACUUCUGCACGAAGAACAAGUCGUUCGACAUAUCGAAGAUCCCGGACAUCUACGACUGCAUCAAGUACGACCUGCAACACAACCAGCACACGCUACAGUUCGACCAGGCUGAGGAGCUGUACAUGUACGCCAAGUACUUGGCCGACAUCGUUAUACCGCAGGAGUACGGGUUGACAAUGCAAGAGAAACUGACGAUAAGUCAAGGGAUAUGUACGCCGCUACUGAAGAAGAUCCGAGCAGACCUGCAGAGGAACAUAGAGGAGUCUGGCGAGGAGAGUGUUAAUAGAUUAAAUCCCAGGUACAGUCACGGCGUGUCCAGUCCCGGAAGACACGUUCGUACCCGACUGUACUUCACCAGUGAAAGUCAUGUGCACUCACUGCUGACUGUACUGCGGUUUGGUGGUCUGCUUGACGUUAUGAAAGAUGAGCAAUGGCGGCGCGCAAUGGAAUACGUGUCGAUGGUGUCGGAGCUCAACUAUAUGUCUCAGAUUGUUGUGAUGCUGUACGAAGAUCCAACCAAAGAUCCCUACUCCGAAGAGAGAUUCCACGUUGAGUUACACUUCAGUCCAGGAGUGAACUGUUGCGUGCAGAAGAACUUGCCGCCGGGCCCUGGCUUCAGGCCUCAUAGUCGCAAUCACUCCACAGCUAACAAUGAGCAGUCGUCACCAGAUGAGGUGAAAUGUAUAGAAGAAGAAGAAGUUGAGGACGACCAGAUGGCAAGUCAAGAAACACUGCAACCAGAUGUUAUAGACGAGUUGGAGUGCAGUUUUGGAUCGACAAAGUCUUCCAAGUCUAAACUAAGACCGUCAGAUCCAAUACCAAUAUGUGUAUAUAUUGCAACUGACUUCAGCAAUCUGCAUUACACGUUGAGCGGACACGAGGCGUCCUCGCUGGCAGCCCGACUCAACGAAGAGCUGCGGGCGAGGACCCAGCGGACUGCACAGAGUGAAGAGAAGGAAGUGAAGGAAACAGAAGAUCCGCAGCCGCGAGCUCGGAGCUACGACCAACACAAACAAGGGCCCGACAAUGCGGUCGCCAGAGGUCGCCACGUGCGCUACAGAUUACACGCUAUUCAUUGGUAUGCUAUUGAGCACUCUGACCAUACCUAUUAUAUAUAUUGUAACAAAUCACAUGACGGACUUUCUUUCAAUUAUCCACCUUAAUAUCUUGUUUUUGCUAUAGAAGUAUACUUUAUAUAUUCAAAUUCAAAUAUUUUUUAUUCAAAAUAGGAUGUGAAAUCACUUAUUGAAAGUCAAAAAAACUACCACCCAUUCGAAAGUGAAUGCCUCAGGCCUGAGAAGAAUGGGCGCAACAAACUCAGCGGGCUUUUUUUUCAUCAAAAAUAUGUUUUACAAUUAAAGUAACAUUGUACAAUUAAACUUAUUAUUUAAUAGCCUGAGGGCGGUCGCUCCAUUCCCAAUCUGUGGUAUCAUUAAGAAAGUCAUUUAUGUUAUAGUAACCUUUACCACACAAACGUUUUUUAACAAUUCUUUUGAAUAACGUAACACCUUUGUUUUGCACAUUUUCUGGGAUCUUGUUGUAAAAGCAUAUACAUCGCCCUACAAAAGACUUACUAACUCGACUUAGCCGAGUAGUAGGCAUCAUCAGUUUAUGUCUGUUCCUGGUGUUAACAUUAUGGUUAUGACAGUUUCUGGCAAAUUCACUUAUGUGCCUAUGAACAUACAUUACAUUAUCAAGAAUAUAUUGAGAAGCAACAGUCAAGAUGUUAAUUUUGCUCUCAAUGAUUCUCUAGGACCUAGGUUAUAAAUAGCGCGAAUAGCCCUCUUCUGCAGCACAAAUAUUGUAUUAAUAUCGGCAGCGUUGCCCCAUAGCAAUAUACCAUAGGACAUAAUACUAUGGAAAUAACUAAAGUAUACUAGUCGCGCCGUAUCUAUGUCAGUUAAUUGUCUAAUUUUUUUAACCGCGUAUGCUGCAGAACUAAGUCUGUUCGCCAAUCCUUCAAUAUGGGGGCCCCAUUGUAAUUUGGAAUCUAGACUUAUGCCAAGAAAUAUAGCAGAUUCCAUCGGUUCUAUCACCUUUCCAUUUAACAAAACAUUUGCAUUUACAUUUUUGACAUUUGGUACGGUAAAUUUAAUGAAUUUAGUUUUCUUGCUAUUUAACAAUAGGUUAUUAGCGCUAAACCAGUACACGAUGUCAGAUAAAAUAUCGUUCACUUCGUCAUACAUAGCUUGGUUUCUUUUCACUUUGAAAAUCAGUGAAGUGUCGUCCGCAAACAAUACUACCUUAUGUUUUUUCUCUAUAAGAUUAGGAAGAUCAUUUAUAUAGAUAAGGAAGAGGAACGGUCCAAGAAUAGACCCUUGUGGUACCCCCAUACUGAGAGGAGUCCCAGGAGAUCUCCUGCCAUUCACGUCGACCCUCUGAAUUCUAUUGUUUAGAUAUGAAGUCAGAAGAUCGAGCGCAGUUCCUUUUAUGCCAUAGUGGUAUAGCUUCCUGACCAGCGUUGAAUGUUGAACACAAUCAAAAGCCUUAGAUAAAUCACAGAAGAUGCCAAGUGCAUUCUGCGAUUCCUCCCAGGCAUCAAAAAUAUUCUUGAUCAGCCCAACACCUGCAUCCGUUAUUGAACGUCCCCUAGUAAAGCCAAAUUGUUUCAAAUGAAGUAACUUAUGAGAGUUAAAGUAAGUAAGCAUUUGGCUUAAAAUUAUUUUUUCAAAAAUUUUACUAAGGAUCGGGAAAACCGACACAGGACGAUAGUUGUUCGGGUCAGAAGAGCAUCCCGACUUAAAUAUUGGUGUAAUUUUACUAUGUUUCAGAAGGUCAGGAAACACGCCACGAUUAAUACAAUU
Messenger RNA from Leptidea sinapis, 5104 nucleotides. Its product is annotated as inositol hexakisphosphate and diphosphoinositol-pentakisphosphate kinase. Gene Ontology annotation, molecular function: diphosphoinositol pentakisphosphate kinase activity; 5-diphosphoinositol pentakisphosphate 1-kinase activity; inositol hexakisphosphate kinase activity. The coding region runs from base 95 to 3463 and encodes 1122 amino acids. The record is from RefSeq and is a predicted model, not a curated record. The transcript has 23 exons. Gene Ontology annotation, biological process: inositol metabolic process; inositol phosphate biosynthetic process. Gene Ontology annotation, cellular component: cytosol. NCBI's taxonomy places the organism in Eukaryota, Metazoa, Arthropoda, Insecta, Lepidoptera, Pieridae.